This is a messenger RNA of Drosophila persimilis, 757 nucleotides long. RefSeq lists its product as uncharacterized. Bases 116 to 616 code for a protein of 166 amino acids. Lineage: Eukaryota; Metazoa; Arthropoda; Insecta; Diptera; Drosophilidae. The record is from RefSeq and is a predicted model, not a curated record. The transcript is spliced from 2 exons.
AAGUGGUGGUAGCUCGUUGGAAAUCAGCAGUGAGGAAAAUAUUCAUUCGUAUAAGGUAGGAGACGCAGCCAAUUCCGAGCGGGACAGCGCCUCCACGUGCCAGCUACAAUGGGAAAUGGAAACGAUGGAUGCCACGUGGGACGCCACUUUGGUGGGAGAUAAUAUCGCCCUGUCGGCCCGCAUCGGUGACACCAAAAGCGAUACCAGUGAAGUCGCAGACGAGGUUGCGGAUCCUGAAGGCGAUGGCCCCGUUUACAGUCUGCUUGAUGGCGAUGUGGAGGAGGAGACUGACACCAAUGUCGGGAUCACCUGCGAAGAAUCCAUGGCGCUGUUGGCCCACGAGAUGCUCUGCUGUCCCGACAGCGGCACUGACUCGGAAUCGGAGAACGAUCAUCAGAUAUCAGACUACUAUAUGAUCAAGGAGUGCCAAAAGCUGGACGGCAGCUUAGAAUAUGGCUUGCACAAUCCCUACCAGCUUAUGGAUACCGAUGAAGAUGUGGAGCAGGAUGUCGAGCUGAAGAAGCACAAUAAGGGGCAUGCAGCGUGCUUUCAUUGGGCCAUAAAGGGUGUUAUAUUCAACAUAAAUGGAAACGACGGCAAUCAACAUUUUUUCUGAGUAAAUGUUCCCCGCGAAAAAGAUCGAACUGUUCUUGGAUCAAUUUUCGAUGAGCUCGGCUGGGUUUCUGUGGCCAAAUAUUCCUGGAUUGAUUUUGUGAUUUAAUAUAUUUGUUCCCAAAAUUGUCAUGUAAAUCAACAU